AUGAUGAACGUUUCCACUCAUUCAAUUACACUGAGCUCCCACUGUGUACAAGACAUUUUUCUAGGCACAAGAAAAAGAAGCUUUGCUCUCAAGAAGUUCACAAUCUGGUGCAUAUUACAUAGAAGGCACUCAAAUGUCUAUUUUUAUAAAACUUGGGUCAUAGCUUUGGCUAAUGAGAAGAUCGUCAGGUUUAAGAAGAGUCAAACCGCUAUCUUACUGGGGUGCUCGUCCCCUGCCCCAGCCGGGUGCCACCCCAUAACUCUGGCGGCUGGCACUGACAAAUCGCCAAGCCCCUACAGGCUCCAACUGGCCGCCCUCGCCUCCCCCACGUCCCCGCGCUGCUUCUCAUCCCCUGCCUGGCUGCAUCCCGGAGAGGCUGGGGCUCCCGUAGCGGCGACCACCAGCAGGAGCGACCGCGGGGCUGGGACCUACCUGCCCCCUCCCGCUCCAGGCGGGCCUGACGCUCGCCCGCGCCCUCCAACGGCCGCGCCUGGACCCUCGCCGCGGAGCGGGUCGCCUACGGUGAGGGUGCGGACGCUCACCUCGCAGCCCGCCGCCUCUCGCCCCAGCCCCACGGGGCUCCGCACCCGCCGCCUGCCCACGUCACAGUCCCCGCAGCAGAGCGCGCCGCUCACCGUCCUGCCGGGAGCGCCGGGAGUCACCGCUCGCGGUUCCCUCGCGCGGUUCCCUCGCGCGGUUCCCUCACGCGCCUCCAGCAGCCCGACGGGCCAGCACAGUCUCCGCCGCGGCUCCCGCCUACCUCCGACUGCGAGCCCGCCGCCCUCGCUCCGCCCCUCGCACCGCCCCCUGCCGCGGCAGGUUCGCGAGUUCCCACCCCGCCCCGCGCCGGCGCCGCAGGCCCUGCCACCGCCCAUUGGCUCCACCAGUUGCUAG
Molecule: messenger RNA, 894 nt
Organism: Heterocephalus glaber (naked mole-rat)
Lineage: Eukaryota; Metazoa; Chordata; Mammalia; Rodentia; Bathyergidae
Source: RefSeq, a predicted model, not a curated record